Guillardia theta CCMP2712 is the source of this 1926-nucleotide messenger RNA. RefSeq lists its product as hypothetical. NCBI's taxonomy places the organism in Eukaryota, Cryptophyceae, Pyrenomonadales, Geminigeraceae. Gene Ontology annotation, biological process: protein phosphorylation. The record is from RefSeq and is a predicted model, not a curated record. The transcript is spliced from 12 exons. Gene Ontology annotation, molecular function: protein serine/threonine kinase activity; ATP binding. Bases 1 to 1926 code for a protein of 641 amino acids.
AUGGCAGGGGUGAAUUCCACUCAGAGUCAACAGGGAGUCGACAUGAACGAGCUGUACGACGUCGACAAUGUGACAGCCGAGCAGUCCGAGCGGUUGAUCUUCGACGCCAAGAGCAACUCGUGGGACAACAACACGGUGCAGGUCAAGGUGGCGAAGCGCAUGUUUGCGCACGGCCAACAGUACGGGUGCAUAAGGAUGAAGGACACAGAUGACGGAUCGGUGAGAGUGUUGAAGAAGGCCUUCAAACAGAUGCCCGAGGAGUUCAUCUACGACAGCGUCAAGAUCCAGUCGCUGGCGUUUCUCUGUUGCAACCUGUUCGCCGUCAAGUCUAACUAUCUCUUCAAGGCAAGCUUCUUCCAGAAGACCAUCUACCGCCUCCUUCAGCGACCCAACCAGCCCCUGAUCGUCACUGAGCCUCUCCUCGACAACAACGGCAAGUACGACAAAAGCACGGUAGCCCUGCUCCCCAAGACAGCUUCGUCGGAGGACGUCAGGCAGAGCCACAUGUGGGCUGCGUUUCAGUUCUUUACGUGGAAGCAGUCGCAGCAGGGGAUGGUGUUCGAAAGAGCCUCCCUUGUCAACUCCACGCUGUGGUCCGACCCUGUCCUCCACAGCAGCGACAGAUCCCUCGGCGGCGCCUUGGACGGAGGGCAGGAGGCCAUAGAGGAAUGGCAAGGGUCGUUCAUGGAGCGAUACUCGACCCUCCUCAACCUCCGAGCGGACGAGAUUGAGUCGCUAGACAUCGAGACUUUGCUGCAGCUCAUGAACGAGAAGAACCUCUUCUCGGGCAAACCUCAAUCUCCUGCUCCUGCUCCUGCUCCUGCUCCUGCUCCUGCUCCUGCUCCUGCUCCUGCUCCUCCAGUGGUGGAAGCGGCGAAGGAGGAGGGCAAGGAUGAAAAGGUCGUAGAGCCCCCGCAAACGGUGGUGGAGGAAGCAGCAGCAGCAAACGACAUGGAACCUCAGGUGGAGGAGAACGUCAAGGCUGCCGCUGCCGUACCUGCACAAGAGGAGAAGAAGCAGGAGGAGGACAAGCAGGAGGAGGGAGGCUCGGCUGUCAAUCAAGCGCAGUGGGCGAAGGAGCUGCUGCAGAAGCAGGCAAACUCGAAGUUUCAGAGCGAACAGAAGUUCGACGUCGCGUCAGUGGAGGAGCAGUCGCAAUGGGCUCGUGAGCAGCUGCGGUCGAAGGCUACAGACCCGUUGAUAGACAGUCCCAGGACGAAGACUCAAACCAACAAAGCACAGGAUACACCGCACGAGCUCGAGCAGAGCAAGAUUUCAUCGCGAGCUCCCGUGGAGGCUGACAAGGACAUGAAACUGAGUGCUCCUCCUCCUCCUCACCUUGUCAACGAGCCCAAGCAAGAUCCUUCGCUCCUGGCCCCAGAGUCCAGCAAGAGUGAAGCGGAAUUUCCUCCCGGCACACUGGCAGCGAAACUAGCAGAAGCAGAAGCUUUGCACAAAGAGCCAGAGCCGAAGACGAUUUCUCCUCCCAUUUCUCGCGUGCUCGAGGAGCGGGUGUUGGCCGCUCCAGUGUCCGGGCCCGCUCACAAGGAGGCCGUCCCAACUCAGCCGAUGAUGUUCCCAAAGGAAGAGCAGGUCAAGGAAGUCAACUAUAGCAUUGGCAGAGCAUCGGCUCCGUCAAGAGAAGGCGACUUUGGGAUGCGCUGGGACUUUUUCGAGGCAUGGAACCAGCAGAAUCUGAUGCCGACCUCCAGGAGGGAAAAAACUCCCGUCGAAGACGUCCUCGAGCCAAAGCCCAGCAACCGCGCUCAGUGGUUCAUCUCCAUGGAAAACUCGUCAGUCUCCUCGGCUGGUACCCGCGACGCUCCCACAGUCAACUGGAACUACUACAAGAAGGUCACGCACUCUCAGAAAUCCAACGGAGCAUCGCUCGGAUCUCGAGAUGCUCGGGUGGACCAGUACAUUUGA